Cornus florida is the source of this 1726-nucleotide messenger RNA. RefSeq names its product NAC domain-containing protein 73-like. Lineage: Eukaryota; Viridiplantae; Streptophyta; Magnoliopsida; Cornales; Cornaceae. The coding region runs from base 385 to 1338 and encodes 317 amino acids. Gene Ontology annotation, biological process: regulation of DNA-templated transcription. The transcript has 3 exons. Gene Ontology annotation, molecular function: transcription cis-regulatory region binding; DNA-binding transcription factor activity. Gene Ontology annotation, cellular component: nucleus. The record is from RefSeq and is a predicted model, not a curated record.
CAUUUAAUUUAUUCUGGUACAUGUGUAUACACACAAAGAAAACCAAACUUGACGUCCAAGCAACCCAAUAUUUUAUCUAGAAAAUUCAAUAUUGUGUUGUUAAUUCGGUCCAAGGUUACAAGAAAAGUCUGACCCUUCUCUCUCUUUCUUCUCUGGAGAACUCGGCAACCCAAAGAAGUGGUGAACAAGUUAUGCAGUUCCUUCCAAACAUCAAGAACAAGAAGAAUAUUUGGUUAUUGAAAAAGUGCUUCAAAAUAACGAUUUAGUACUUUUCCUUUCUUUCAAUUUUUUUUUUUUUUUUCCCUUAUAUUAUUUUCUAUUUCUUUCUCACUGUUGUUAGCUAGAAUUGUAUUGAGUUAGAAGAGAAGUAGAAUUACAAGAGGGAUGACAUGGUGCAAUGAGUCUCGCGACGACCACGAAACAGCCAUCCAAACAAUCUCACCUAAUUCUUCCAAACAACAAAGAUUUAUGAUUAAUUCUCAAGUGGCUGAUGAAACUCGUACCAUAACAUGCCCUUCAUGUGGUCGUAACAUAGAAUUACAUGAUCAGGCGGGAAUUCACGACUUGCCGGGGUUACCAGCCGGAGUGAGGUUCGAUCCCUCUGACCAGGAAAUUCUUCAACAUUUAGAGGCAAAGGUGUUCAGUGAUACCCAUAAGAUUCAUCCUCUUAUUGAUGAAUUUAUUACUACUCUUGAGGGAGAGAAUGGAAUUUGCUACACACACCCUGAGAAGCUACCAGGUGUAAGCAAAGAUGGCCAAAUCCGCCACUUCUUUCACCGGCCUUCAAAGGCGUACACCACUGGGACUAGAAAACGAAGAAAGGUGCAGACGGAUGCUGAUGGUGGCGAGACAAGAUGGCACAAAACGGGCAAGACUAGACCAGUCAUCAUCGGCGGCUUGGUGAAAGGUUUCAAAAAGAUACUAGUGCUCUACACCAACUAUGGAAGGCAAAGAAAGCCGGAGAAGACGAAUUGGGUAAUGCACCAAUACCAUCUUGGUGACAAUGAGGAAGAGAAAGAUGGAGAAGUCGUGGUUUCGAAAGUUUUCUACCAAACACAGCCUAGACAAUGCAAUACUUCAAGUCCUAAAGAAUCAUCACCACUAGACAAGAAAUCAAAGAGAACAAGUACUAUUGGUCAUGAUCAUAGUCCAAUCAUCAAGAACACUGCAGGGUUCAUUGAGUAUUAUAAUCCACAAUCUUUUAUAUCUUCUUAUGAGAUUGGGAGGCAAAACAAAGAAAGCACAACAGCUCAGCUAAUUCCAAAUUUGGUUGUUCAAGGUGAUGGGUCUUCCUUCAUUCAUCUACCUAACCAAUACAACAAGCAAGGUAAAACUUAAUUAAGUAUAUGUGGAUCGAGGAGCAUUUAGUAGGGGCAAGAAUGUCAACGUUUUAAUCAUUUGGUGGUUGUUUAAGUGUAAUACUCAAAUAAGUUAAGAUUGAGAUUUAGUGAGGAUGGUUUAUUUCUUCAAGUAUAGAGACAAAUGCAUUUGGGUAAUUAUUGAAAGAGAUUGGACAAUGUUGUUGUAGUUUAUAUAUAUUAUUAGGGAGGACAUAGUGGAGGUAUAUGGCACCUAUAUAUAUAUAUAAUUAUACACGUAUGGAAGAGUUAUAUAUUGAUUGUAGAAAUGUACAAACUCUCUUUUGUUUAGAUUUUGUCAUUAUCUGUACUUAAUUUGUUUUUGUGGAAACUCUCUUUUGGCUACUUUUUAUUGAAUGAAUGGAAAA